GGGGGCAGCGCGGAGGGAGUGGGUGAGGGCGGCGCGCUCCGCACUCGCCUGCCCGCGGCUCCAUGGACGCGCCCUGCGCCUCGGCGGCCAAGCCCCCCACCGGGAGGAAGAUGAAGGCUCGCGCCCCGCCUCCCCCGGGGAAGGCCGCCACCCCGACCGGGCCGAGGGCGCCGAGCCCCCACCGCGGCGCGUCCCCCGGGCGCCAGCAGAGCCUGCUGCACCUGAAGGAGAACCUGCGGGACCGGGCGGUGGACCUCACGGUGGUGCUGCCCAGCGGGCUGGAGCGGAGGAGCGUGGUCAGCGGGAGCCACGCGAUGAUGGACCUCCUGGUUGAGCUCUGCCUGCAGAACCACCUGAACCCGUCCCACCACACCCUGGAGCUCUGGUCUCCGGAAACCCAGCAGCCUCUGAGCUUCAAGCCAAACACGUUCAUCGGGAGCCUGAACGUGCACACCGUGUUCCUCAAAGAGAAGGUUCCCGACGAGAAGGCCAAGCCUGGCCCCCCCAAGGUGCCCGAGAAAUCCGUGCGCCUGGUGGUGAACUACCUGCGGACCCAGAAGGCCGUGGUGCGCGUGAGCCCCGAGGCGCCGCUGCACAGCCUCCUGCCCGUCAUCUGCGCCAAGUGCGACGUGAGCCCCGAGCACGUGGUGCUGCUCCGCGACAACGUGGCGGGCGAGGCGCUGGAGCUGUCCAAGUCGCUCGGCGAGCUGGGCAUCCGGGAGCUCUACGCCUGGGACAACCAGAGAGAAGCCUUUAGGACGUCCGCCCUGGGCAGCGAGGAGACGGACAAAGAGAAGAAAAAAUUCCUCGGGUUCUUCAAAGUGAAUAAAAGAAGCAACGGCAAGGUGGAGCCGGGCCGGCUGUCGGGGGCGGACAGCGACGAGGACUCCGCGAAGCUGGCGCCGGGCAGGGGCUCCCACCAGGGCUCCCUGACGACGCCCAACUCCCCGUCCGUGGAUUCCCGCUCCAUCACGCUGGGGCCAUCCCUGUCGCUGAGCAACAUCUCGGGGGUUUCCGUCAAGUCGGACAUGAAGAAGCGCCGAGCCCCGCCCCCUCCGUCCCUGCCCGGGGCCGGGCCGCCCGCGCAGGACAAGGCGUCGGAAAAGAUGUCGCUGGGCUCCCAGAUGGACCUGCAGAGAAAGAAGAGGCGGGCGCCAGCGCCCCCGCCGCCCAGCCCCCUGGUGCCGCCGCGCACGGAGGACCGCGAGGAGAACAGGAAGAGCACGAUGGGUGGUGGACGGCAGGUGCCACAAAAGCCUCCCAGAGGCACGGCUCGGGGGCCUCCCCAGUUAGUGCUGCCCCCGCCCCCGCCCUACCCGCCUCCCGACACGGACGUGGCCGAGCCCCUCGGCUCCCCCGGGGAAGGCGCUGCUCCCGAGGCCGCGGACCUGAGACCCACACUUUACUGCUGCGCGUCAUUCCCUAGUCACGCCAGGCGCUUCUGAGGACGCCGCCGGAGCUGCCCGCACCUGCGCCCGCUGUCCGGCCGACGCGGUGCCCCGGAGCGGGGCCCUGGGCCGGGGCUCACUCCCUGUGGGACUCACUCCCUGUGGGACUCACUCACUCCCUGCGGGACUCACUCCCUGCGGGACUCACACCGACGCCAUCGCAGCUGGGCUUUGCCUGCGGCUGCCGGGCUCCCGGAGGCGCGAGGCCUUUAGCGUGAAUCCUCGGCGGUGGGCUCGGCCUGCCGACUGUCCCCGUCGCCGAGCUGCACCUGUCCCUGCGAGAGCCUGGUUUUACUCAGUUCUUACUCGUUCGUCUCUCUCUCGUUCGCUCUUCGGUUGCAGAGUCGUGUCCCCCCCCCCCUCCCCCCCCCGGUUUUCCCUGAAACCAGAUUGUGCCCACCAAGCGGCCGGUGAGGCCCGUCGGGUAGAAACGCUCUGCCCACCUGGUAACGCUGAGCGCCUCCCCCGGCUAUAAAUGCUGUGGGAACCCCAACUCCUGGCCUGUGCCUGUGUGUCCCGGACACGCCGGACCGUGUCUGAGGGUGUGUGCCGGGUUUCCCAUGAGCCUCUGCCACCGUGCAGGCCGUUUCCCCGGAGAAAAGGGAGGAAGGAGGGGUCCCCUCCUCCGUUCGCUGCGCAUCCAGCCGCUGUCCCCCAGCACGGGGGGCUGGCGGGCGGCCGGCCGGGGCCAGCGUCGGGCGUCAGCGUGGACAGCGCGUGGCCUGCCUGGGUUUCUCUGGGGCUCCCCCUGGAAAGGAAGGAACCACGGCCCCAUCUGACACGUGCCAGUCUGGAGGCGUGUGCCAGGGGGAUGAGGUCCCGGGGGUGACAGCCACGGCCCGGAGCGGCGUGCUGCCCUGCCCUCUCGGCCCGAGAAAACGCGUCCAUCCGCGGAGAGGGCGGCCCCGAGGCCCCGAGGCAGCCGGGCAGCGGGGAGCCCCCCUGUUGCGACUCAGGCUGAGGAUGGACGCCGCGCUGGCUCAGACUCACCUCUGUUUCCGUGCAAAGGUCCCUGGGUCGGAGGAGCCUGCGUGUUUCUCUCGUACACACUGAGUGGCCAGAUGAUGAUGAUCUCUGAACGCAUAACCUGGCCACUCGGUGUAGAUACUAUAGAAUAAAAGGCUAAUAUGCAAAUUGUCCCCUCGACCAGGAGU
Eptesicus fuscus (big brown bat) is the source of this 2602-nucleotide messenger RNA. Its product is annotated as protein cordon-bleu. The record is from RefSeq and is a predicted model, not a curated record. Gene Ontology annotation, biological process: actin filament polymerization; actin filament network formation. NCBI's taxonomy places the organism in Eukaryota, Metazoa, Chordata, Mammalia, Chiroptera, Vespertilionidae. The transcript has 10 exons. The coding region runs from base 63 to 1445 and encodes 460 amino acids. Gene Ontology annotation, molecular function: actin monomer binding. Gene Ontology annotation, cellular component: ruffle; actin filament; axonal growth cone.